Messenger RNA from Lactuca virosa, 1498 nucleotides. The record is from the annotation of a GenBank genome assembly. Lineage: Eukaryota; Viridiplantae; Streptophyta; Magnoliopsida; Asterales; Asteraceae.
CAAACUUCCAAGUGCCACCUCAAAAUGGAGUACGGAUCAAAGUCCCUUGCCCUUUCCUCGCUCCUGCUCCUUCUUCUAACACUUGAAUCGAGCUUCAUAACUCCAUCCCAUUCAAAAUCGAUCGUCCAAACCCUUCCUGGUUAUCCGGGUCAACUUCCAUUCAAGCUCGAAACAGGGUAUGUGGGAAUAGGGGAGAAGGAAGAAGCACAGCUUUUCUACUACUUUGUUGAAUCGGAACGAAAUCCAGAAGAAGACCCGCUCUUAUUUUAUCUCACCGGAGGUCCUGGCUGUUCUGCCAUCAUUACUUUCUUCUAUCAAAUCGGUCCACUUAGUUUCAACUUUGACAAUGCACCUGAAAACAUCACAAUCACAUUAAAUCCAAACUCGUGGACAAAGAUGGCUAAUAUCAUAUUCGUUGAUAUGCCUCCUGGUACCGGAUUCUCAUAUGCCACAACAAAAGAAGCAUCGAUUAGCAGUGAUAACAUUGUGGCCAAACAAGCUAACGAUUUUAUUCGAAAGUUUCUUAUCGACCAUCCUAAGUUUUUAAAAAAUCCACUAUACAUAACGGGCAUUUCUUACAUGGGAAUUGUCACACCUAUUGUUACUUUGGAAGUGUACAAAGCUAAUGAACGCGGUGAUCAACCUACAUUGAAUAUUCAAGGGUACAUUCUUUGCAGUCCCCUCACUGAUAAGUUCAUGGAUUUUAAUUCUAGAGUUGAAUAUGCUCAUCGAAUGGCACUUAUAUCUGAUGAUAUUUAUAAGGCUGCAAUAGAAAAUUGUCGUGGUAAUUACGUGAAUUCUACCAAUUCACUAUGCAUUAACUGUCUUCAAAGAUACACGGAGUGCACAAGUGGACUAAAUAUGGAAGAUAUCUUGGAGCCGCUUUGUAAUAAAUCAGAUGUGAAGCCAUAUUGUCGAGAGUACUAUUACGAUUUUGCAGAAGAUUGGAUAAAUAAUAAGGUUGUGCAACAAGCUUUUAACGUUCGCCAGGGAACAAUUGGGAAAUGGGAGUUCUUUAAUAGGACGAUGCAUUACGUUGAAGGAAAAAAUGACACAUUUUGCUAUGCUUAUGAUAUCUUUAGUAGUUUUUCAUACCAUAAGAAACUUGUUAGUAAAAAUUGUAGAGCUUUGAUUUUUAGUGGUGAUCAUGAUAUGACAUUUCCAUAUGUUGGAAUUGAGCAAUGGAUAGUUGCACUUAAUCUUGAGAUCGAGAGCCGAUGGAAGCCAUUCUAUGUGAGCAAUCAAGUCGGAGGAUAUGAAGUAACAUAUGCACAAAAUGAAUUCUCCUUGACAUUUGCUACAGUUAAAGGUGCAGGUCAUUCAGUGGCUCAAUAUAAGCCAAAAGAAGCUAUGGCUCUAGCAAAGAAGUGGCUUGCUUUGAAAACUCACUCAAGUGAAAUCUAAAUGUGAUGCAUCAUGAACUAGGCUUAUGAUCAGUUUCUGUGAAAGUUUGAUUUUUAUAUCUUUUGAUGUUACAACCAAAAUACAACGGAUGAUC